AGUUAAGGGGUGGAGUUUUGGGAUAGAGUUUCAAAUUUUUAAAAAUAAAAAAUAAAUAUUAAAAUUUUCAAAAUAAAAAUGAGUUAUUUUGGUCUUUUUUUUUUGAAGUCUAUUUUUGUGACAAAAACUUUUUAAAAAGGACUAUUUAAGAGAAUUGCCCGGUAAGAAAAAAUCCAUAGGAUAGCCUUUUUUAAGUUUUUGUCACAAAAAUAACUCUAAAAUAAGUUUUAUUAAAAGGUAAAAAUAUAUUUUUACCCUUAUGGUUAACUAAUCUAGACUUAGUAUAUAGAGUUAAGGGGUGGGGUUUCGGGGAUAGAGUUUCAAAUUUUAAAAAAUAAAAAAUUAAAAUUAAAAUUUUCAAAAUAAAAAUGAGCUAUUUUGGUCAUUUUAUUUCUCUAGAUCUAUUUUUAUGAUAAAAACUAAAAAAAAUGCUAUUAGAGAGAAUUGUCCAAAAGGUAAAUUCGAUAUUAAUUGAUUGUUAUUCCGGAUACUUUCGGAUUCGAUAUUCCGGUUCGGUACAAAAAGGUAAAUUUCGGUCACAAAAGGUACAAUUUAAAAAUGUAUUCGGUUAUCGAUACAAUUUAAAAAUGUAUUCGGUUAUCAGUUAUUCCGGUUCGGUACAAAAAGGUAAAUUCGAUAUUAUUUCGGUUCGGUACAAAAAGUAAAUUUCGGCACAAAAGGUAAAUCAAUAUUAAAAUUUACCUUUUCCUUUUUGUUGUCGAAUAUUUAUGUUUCCAUUUAUGGAAUUUGGCAUAUCGUGUUCAUCUAGGACUAGGACAAUGGAAGAACAAAUACAUAAAUAUGGAAAUUUAUCAAAAGUGUUCGACGUGUCAGCUUUUAUAUAAGAGAAACGAGUAUAUGCGAUUAGGCCCAUUAGGGUUUCUGAAGUGAGCAAGCAAAAUUGAGUUAGCAGCCAAUAUCUAAUCACGAAUCAAAGACCUCGAUCUCUCCGUCAUCAAUGGGAAGUGCAACUUCUUUGAACCUCGCUAGAAGCGAAGAAGAGAAUCCAUCGCUAAAUCAGAGAGAGUCAUCGCCUAUUGCACAAGACGGGGAGGAGUAUAAAACCCUAGUUGAAGAUUCGAAUGAAACAAAGGAAAAAGAAGAAGAUGAAGAUGGUGAAGAGUGCGGUUUUUGCACAUAUAUAAAGGCAGGUGAGUGCAAGGAAUCAUGGAUAGAAUUGGAGAAGUGUUUGGAUGAAGCCAAGAAGAACGACGGUGAAAGUGACGUCACUAAGUGCAAGGAGGCGAGAAAGAUGUUCAAGACUUGUAUUUAUGACAACCCUGUUCACUAUGAGCCCGUUAUUGCUGCGGAAACUUAUAUGUUCGCCAAGAUGUUAAGCGAUCUUCAAGCCAAAAAGGAGGCCGUUCUUGUUGACAAGGCUCAAGUGGUUGCCAAGAUGUUAAGCGAACUGAAAGCGGAAAAAGAGGCCAUUCUCUCUGGUGAUGCUGCCUCCAUUGUUAAAGCGUUAAGCAAGUUGCAAAAAGAUGAGGAGGAGACCAUUAACAUUCUGCCCGCUGAGGCUGCAGCGAUUGCAAAGAAGUUUAGCGAGUUGGAAGCGAAAAAGAAGGAGAAGGAAGAAAAGUGAUUAUUAUCAUGGUAACAUUCUUUUAUGAAAAUUGACGAAUUUGAUAGACUGAUAUUGAUACUUUGUGUGAAUGUGUCAAUUUAGAUGAAUAUUCUGAUUCUCUUUUUUUUGUUUCUCUUUAGUUUUGUUAAUGAAUUUGGGAAUUCUUUUAUGAUUUAAUAAAUCCAUUGAUUUUUAAAUCAGACAGAUAGAUUUCAGAAUCAAACAUACAAAAUUCAUAAUCAAAAUAAAUGGAUUAUUAAAAUCAAUCAAAUGGAUUUGCAAUAAAUUCAGCUUUAUAAUAAAACAAAGUAUAUAAAAAGUAUAACACAUUCAUAUAUCAAACGUUUAUAAAAUCUCUCCACAUAUUUGUUGCUAUUGUGGCUCUCACCUGAUUGGCAUGUCCCCUUUGCUGAUCCUAAGUUACAAGAAUUUCUUCAUCAUUGUUAUUAACUAACUUCUUCAAGAUUUUCUACAUCAUCAGAGUCUUUCUCUUCAGGAAAAUUAGUUGUUCUACAAAAUUUUCGAAGAAAAUUAUGUAACCCAACACAUGCAAGUACGAUCUCUGUUUGUGUCUUGUUAAAAAAAAGAGGUGCCGAUUCAAAAAUUAGAAACCGAGAUUUGAAUAUACCAAAAAUUAUCUCUCCACCAUAAAUUUGUUGAAUGUGCCAUUACUGUCACGCAAACCCGAAGCAACAACAUCUAAAAGUAAAUUUAGCUAAGUUUUAUUUUCUUCAGGACUCCAUUUAAUAUAUGAACCUUUUGCUCGUUCUUGCAAUGGUUCUUGUGUUUCUUGAUGCGAUUCUCCCAUUGAUGCUUCUGGUUAGGUCUAUGUGUUUGUGUGUUUAUAAAAUUCUGUGUGUAUAAUGAAGAUUAUAUAGAAAUCAUGACACAUGUAUUAUGGAAAACCGAAAAUCAAUAAAGAAAUAAUACAAAAUAGAAAAUCAGGAAAUAUAACUUGUUCAAAAGAAACAUUUUACAAACGAUGACAUAUUCUACUAAAAAAUGGAAGUUGGUGUAAAUAAUAGAAUAUUGCAUGAUGAAAGUGCUUAUGGCUUAUUUGAAAAUUUUGUUUUAUACGUGAGGUAUUGACAUUUUUUUUUGUUGGAGAAAAACUUAUAAGACAAAUCCAUUCAAAAUAACAAACUAUCAAUAUUUGUUUUUUUUGUAUAUUACUCUUUAAAACACUUAUAAAUCUAUUCAAAACCAAAUUCAAAUCAAAUUCUUAAUCAAAUCCUUACUAUUGAAUAACACCUAAUUUUCAAAUCUAUUUUAAAAUCAUAGAACCAAUAACAAUGAAUUUAGAUACAUAUUUUAAAAUCAUAGAACCAAUAACACUAGAUUUUGCUUGGAUUUUUAAAUCCAUUUAAAUGUACAAACCAAUACUUCAUCUUGUCUUGUGGGAAAUUUACAACCUUUGCUUGAAUAAUUUAAUGCAAUUCUACAACUUUGUCAAUCACAUUUCGUCUACCAAAUAACUAAUAUCAUUUGUGGCAGUCCUAGUCGUAUCUGAGCCAAAACCCUGGUGAUUAACAAUAGCAUAUUGUCUGUUAAGGAGAAGUUAAAAUACAUUAUAAGAACAGAAACACCUUAUAAAGGGACUUGAAUAACAAAGGGGUUUAGCCCACCGCAACAUCUCUAUUCAGUUUUAUAAUAAAGACAAAUUUAUAGCUUUAUAUGUUACAUUAACUUACAAGCGGUAAACGCAUAUAUAAGCAAGUCGAGUCCUUCUUUGGGCCGGGAUGAAGAUAAUAUACAUUCACAUAUGACCUUGAAUCAAGGUAGGUAAGAGCAUCUCCAACCCAACUGCAUAAUUUACUGGAAAAUAGAGUAAAUUAUGUAUUUAUGAACAAACAAAAAAAGUUUUACUCCAAAUAUGGAGUAAUGCAUUUUUUGUUUGUUCAUAACUGCAUAGUUUAUUCCAUUUUGCAGUAAAUUAUGCAGUUGGGUUGGAGAUGCUCUUAAUCAGUACUCAUCAGAAUUGGUGCAUAGUUUUUGGUUUAUGAAUUCCAAAUUGUAUGGCAGUCAGUAUAGGAAAACAAAUCCUAGAGAUUGAUCUACAUAAUUAACUUCUUUUUAUUUUAUUUUAAGAUAAAAAAAAUCAUAUCGUUGACCAAAAAAUAUCAGAUGUGAUUUCAGGGGCUCAUAUUCCAACGGCCCAAUAAACUCAAUUAAUUGUGUUCAGUUGUGUCACUGACUCACGGAGACCGUGGGACAUUUUAAAAAAUUUCACGAGUGACAUUUUUCUACUUUGAAUGAGUACCAAAAACUGUUACAAAUCCGAAAAUAUUGUGAGAGUUUGAUCAAAGAAAACUUAUCAACAGUUGAUUAGUUUAAUUCGGAUAUUAGUAUAUGUCGUUACAUGCAUCUUUUUUUUUUUUUUGUAUUUGCUGCCUCUAAAAGAUAGGGUUAGACGAAUUUGCUGAGUCAGAACUUGAUAAUAUUAUUAUUACCGGAUAA
This is a messenger RNA of Brassica napus (rape), 4024 nucleotides long. RefSeq lists its product as uncharacterized. Bases 959 to 1585 code for a protein of 208 amino acids. The record is from RefSeq and is a predicted model, not a curated record. Lineage: Eukaryota; Viridiplantae; Streptophyta; Magnoliopsida; Brassicales; Brassicaceae. The transcript has a single exon.